Messenger RNA from Pseudomyrmex gracilis, 847 nucleotides. RefSeq names its product histone deacetylase complex subunit SAP18 (gene Bin1). Gene Ontology annotation, cellular component: nucleus. The record is from RefSeq and is a predicted model, not a curated record. NCBI's taxonomy places the organism in Eukaryota, Metazoa, Arthropoda, Insecta, Hymenoptera, Formicidae. The coding region runs from base 123 to 587 and encodes 154 amino acids. Gene Ontology annotation, molecular function: transcription corepressor activity; transcription factor binding. The transcript is spliced from 4 exons. Gene Ontology annotation, biological process: negative regulation of DNA-templated transcription.
CUUCCGCCAUCUUUCACAAAUACGAAAGACCGCGAAUGUAUUUUCUCUUGUAAAUGAAUUAAAUAAUUCUAUAAAUUGUUUAUUUUGGAACUAAUAUUCCGAUAACACAUAGUGACAGAAAAAUGACAUCGGCGUUAGAAUCCAUGGUAGUUGACGAAAAGCAGCUUCCUGAAAAGCCGGUAGACAGAGAAAAGACAUGUCCACUUCUACUUCGAGUGUUCUGUAACACUGGACGUCAUCACAAUAUUGUGGAGUACAGUAGAGGGAAUGUUCCUGCGAAUGAACUACAAAUAUAUACAUGGAUGGAUGCUACUUUACGAGAAAUUACAGGAUUAGUUAAAGAAGUAAAUCCAGAUGCUCGGAGCAAGGGAACAUAUUUUGACUUUUCAUUAGUGACUCCCGAACUACGUAAUUCUGGCUAUCGUAUGCGUGAGAUUGGUGUCACAUGUUCUGGUCAGAAAGGUGCUGACGACAACAAAACACUUGCACAAGCAAGAUUUACAAUAGGAGAUUACUUGGACAUAUCAAUAACACCACCAAACAGGAUGAUGCAAACAGCAUCAAGACGUGGUGGACGUCAAUAUUAGAGUAUAAUAAUUUCAAAAGUUAAGAUAUAUAUAUAUAUAUAAAUAAAUAAAUUAUAAGACUACAUUUUUACUUAAAAAAAUAGAUGAUGUAAAAUACAUAUGUAAUUAACCACAACCUUCCAAAACUUUUAUUGAAAUAGUAUUUUGUAUUAGAAUUUAAAUGAUCACUCAAUUUUUUCCUUAAAUCCAUCGCAUUAUAUACUAGUUCCUGUUCUUGUGGAUAUUUUGUGUAUACACAUAAAUGUAACAUUUGAAAAUAU